GCUAUGCUAUCCAUUCUCUAGGACCAAAGGGUUUAGGGUUUUACUUGUAGGAAUUUUGAAAUGGGAGGUUUCGUGGCUUUCGUGCCGGAUUCUUUUAAGCCUCAGAGAUGACUCUGGCCAUUUUCGGCUUGUUAAACUUCACAAUUUCUGUUUAUUACGUUUGAUUAUCCUGGUCCCUAAGUGCAGUGUUCCAAAUUUCUGCAACAAAGAAAGUAAAAUUUCAGGAAUAUGGGAUCACAAAAUAUCAGAGACCUCUUGACAUCGUUUAGUCCUUCAUUUGAUUUCUUUGCUAUUAGUUCUGGAGAUGGUCGGAUUAAGAUUUGGGAUACUUUGAAGGGGCAGCUCCAGACCGAGUUUGCUGACAUUACAUCAACUGAUGCUGGGGAUCUGUACACAAAGCCAGAAAAAGGGCACCUUUCAAUUGACUACACCUGCAUGAAAUGGUUAUCAUUAGAGAGAAAGAGAAAAAAGGAAGUUGCGCAUUCAUUGCUAGUUUUGGGGACAGGUGGUGGUGAUGUUUUAGCAUUGAAUGUAUCUGCUGGUCAAUUGAAGUGGAGAGUUAGUGACUGCCAUUCUGGGGGUGUCAAUGCCAUUUCAUUCUCCACCCAUGCUUUAUGUAUAUAUACUGCAGGAGUUGAUGGUAUGGUUUGCCAAAUUGAUUGCAUGACAGGAAACCUAUUAAGGAAGUUUAAGGCUUCUACGAAGACAAUUUCCUCAAUUGCCAUCUCGCCAGAUGGAAAAAUGCUAGCAACUGCAGCUGGUCAGUUGAAGAUUUUCAAUUGCUCAGAUAAUAAUAAAAUACACAAAUUUUCUGGCCAUCCUGGGGCUGUUCGUUGUAUGAUCUUCAGUGAAGAUGGGAAGUACAUCCUCUCUUCUGCUGUUGGUGAGAGAUAUCUUGCAGUAUGGAGAUUAGGUGGAAGCAAAAAAAAGUCUGCCAGCUGUGUACUUGCAAUGGACCAUCCUGCUGUUUUUCUUGAUUGCAAGUGCAGGGAAAAUGAAAGUACAGACGAUGUUGGUCUCUAUAUUCUGGCUGUUACGGAAACUGGUCUGUGCCAUUUUUGGUAUGAGAAAAAUAUUGAGGAAUUAGGCAAUACCAAACCCACGAUAAUCUCAUUAUCAAGUGAGGCUCAGAUUACAAAGAAUGAUUCUUUACAUGCAAUAUUUGCUGCCAAAUUACAAUGCCCUGUGAAACCUGCCUCUGCACAGAUAUUGGUUGCCUGUGGUUCACUAGUAAAGCCAUCAUUUGAGAAAAUCUUAGUGCGGCAUGGUGUAGACAUAAAGUUGAGUAGUUAUCAAGAUGUGGUUCUUCUGCCAAUGGGUCAGUCCAACAAAUCUAAGAAAAGGCAGGAUUUACAAAUUGGAGUCACUGCUUUAGACCGCUCGAAUGCAGAAGAUGCAUUAAUUCCAAUUCCAAGGAUUUAUGACUUUCAUGAUAAAAAGAGAAAGCACCGACGCUCUAGCAUAGAUGCUGAAACCGCUGUUGAUUUAGACAGUAAUAAGAAAGAAGUUAACCCUGUGGAUAACAAUGUUGAGAAGGAAAAAGUUGCAGCAGAUACUGUUACAAUAUGUAUUGAGGACCGCCUUAGGUCAUUAGGAAUUCUUACAAAUGAAGCUGAUGUUACUAGAGAAAGUUUUCCGCAGAUUAAUUCAAGUCUAAAUUUUACUAUGUUCAGUGAUGCUUACUUGGAAGCCAAUAUCCCACAAAAGAAGAUUAAGGCAACUGUUUUGUCCAUGACACCUCCUGAUGCACACAAGUUGCUGACAAGCCUGGUGGCCAUGUGGAAAUCAAGCAGGUCUGGCAUUGGAAAGUAUGUUCUUCCAUGGAUUUAUAGUAUAUUAGUGAAUUAUGGUCACUAUGUCAUGUCUCAAGAACCGUCAAAUCAGUUGCUUGAUUUCUUGUACAAGAUGACAGAAUGCAAAGGAAAAGCUGUUCAACCUUUGUUACAGUUGUCUGGCCGUUUGCAACUUAUAUCAGCACAGAUUGACAAGGCUCAAACAAUAUCAAAUGAUCAUCAGUUGGAUGAAACUGAAGAUGAUGAUGAUGAUGUAGACGAAUUUGUGUAUGGGGAAGAGGAAGAAUUAUCACAAAGUGAUAGUGAGGACAAUAAUUAAGAGCAUAAAAGUAUAAAGCAGUUUCCAUGCCAAAUUCAAAAUUUAUGCCAUUUUGCACACAAGUGAGCCCGAGAAGAGCAUUUCUUUGGCUACUUUACAGCUCCCUCACCUGUACGGUUCACUUCUUAUGGCAAUCUUCUAUCAAUAUUAUUCAAGCUUUCCUAUCUUGGGCUACAAAUGUUAUUUUUAUAUUUUUGUACCAUUCUCUGAUCACCAAGUGGGAAAUAUUUUUGUUUUUGUUUUUUUUUUUUUUAAUUUUUUUGGACAAAUUGAUAUCAGUUGAAUGUUAGUUUUUGUAAUUUAUGUGAGAAUGUGUAAAUGUGCGAGAAAAUGCUUUCAUUAGUUGUUGCUUUAA
Messenger RNA from Nelumbo nucifera (sacred lotus), 2467 nucleotides. RefSeq names its product transducin family protein / WD-40 repeat family protein. NCBI's taxonomy places the organism in Eukaryota, Viridiplantae, Streptophyta, Magnoliopsida, Proteales, Nelumbonaceae. Gene Ontology annotation, molecular function: protein binding. The record is from RefSeq and is a predicted model, not a curated record.